AUGCAUAUACUGAUAUACACACCGUCACCAGCGCCGUCGUUAUACACUCUCGUGACCUUCUUACUCGCUGUGAUUUCCUGCGCCUUAUUAUUAGCUCUCUUCGCUGCGUGCUUUAGGUCCAUCUAUCUCACCGUCCUUAACUUCUUCGACGAUGGAGAAUCUCCGCCGCCGCCGAACAACAGCCUCAAGAAGAAACUACUUCAGUCCCACCCUGAAUCCACCUUCACCGCCUCAGCCGAUUCGCCGUGCUACUCCACAGAGUGCGCCGUAUGCUUAACGAAAUUUUCAGAGGGAGAAGAAAUUUGGGUAUUGCCGAUGUGUAGCCACGCUUUUCACGUGGCGUGCAUUGGCAAAUGGUUGACUUAUUCGUCGUCGUGUCCAUCUUGCCGUCGGAUUAUGGUUCCGGUGAAUGAUGUGUGA
This is a messenger RNA of Microthlaspi erraticum, 420 nucleotides long. NCBI's taxonomy places the organism in Eukaryota, Viridiplantae, Streptophyta, Magnoliopsida, Brassicales, Brassicaceae. The record is from the annotation of a GenBank genome assembly.